Anopheles aquasalis is the source of this 2345-nucleotide messenger RNA. RefSeq names its product rab11 family-interacting protein nuf (gene nuf). Gene Ontology annotation, biological process: endocytic recycling; regulation of cytokinesis. The record is from RefSeq and is a predicted model, not a curated record. NCBI's taxonomy places the organism in Eukaryota, Metazoa, Arthropoda, Insecta, Diptera, Culicidae. Gene Ontology annotation, cellular component: endocytic vesicle; cleavage furrow; recycling endosome membrane.
UACAUUUUUUUCUGUGCCUUUUUCUGCUCCGGUCUCUCGAGGGAAGCGGUUGUGUGUCGUGCGCGCUCGUCGUUUUCCGAGUGUUUACUGGUGUUGUGUUAUUUUGUGUUCGUCAAGACGAGGAAUUCCGUCCAGCUGCCGUGUAUCUCCGAUGAUCCUGUGGUCGAUCGCGCGUCCCUAGUGUGUGUUGUCAACUUUUGUUUUAAAAUUUGUGUCGAUAAGUGGUGUGGUUUGGCUCCGAAAAAAAGCUGUCGCUGAUCCUCUCGUUGCGUUGUGUGCGUUGAAAAGUGUCGGUGAAAAAGGCCAGGGAGCAAAGGGGCAACUUCAAGUGCACAACAUCGCACCAUCAUCUCGACGGUCAUCAAGUUGCUCGGCCGAGCCAGCUCAUCCCAACAGCAGCAGCAACAGCAACAGCAAGACUUCGGUUGCAGAAGGAGAACAGAAAGGGACGGCCAAGCAAAGAAUCAUCAGCGAUCAUCACGUCACGUCGGUUCCCGCUCGUCACCCUGCCUGCCUUGCCUGCUGAUCGUCGGCAUUCCUCGGCUUACCCCGUCCCAAGAUUUUUAACCGGGAUGAUGGCUCCGUCACCUUCGAAAAGUUCCAAAACACAGCAUCCCUCUUUUCUUAUCACAACAGACUCUGUCGGUUCCAGUCCCGUUCCUUCGAGCCCCCCUAGCACGGAUGCGCCGAAAUCACAGUGUUCCUCGUUGUCGGAUGGUGAAUCGUUUGAAUGCUACGGAGAUAUCUCGAUUUCUGAAGGCGGAGGUGUUGAUCUAGAACUGGCACCACAUUUAAACUCAACCACCAUCGGUGAAAGUAGGAAGCCGCCAACCGAUAACAGCAACGGAGGAGGAGGAGGAAUCAACCGCGGAUCGUGGAGCCGCACCAGCCUGCGCGGUGCCCCUAAAAGCCAAAAUGAAAAUUUGCCGAAUCGAAGAUGGGGUUCGAUGAGACACAGCUCGGGCAAACGGCAGCUAGGAUCCAAUGCCUUAGCGAACCACCUUUACAGAUCAUCGAGUUUUAACUCGUCCGGAAGAAGCUCCAACUGUGAUACGGCCGAAGACAUGUACAGCGAUGUAAGCUUGGAAGAUGUGCAAGAUAUCAAUCAUAAGCUCGAAAUACUACAACGGCAAGUCACCAAUCUGGCGGACACGCAGAGCAAUGUCGACGAUCGUACGAGUAGAACCAAAACGGAAUAUGCUGUGCUGCAGGCCCGCUAUCACAUGCUGGAAGAACAGCUGAGAGAGACUGAACUGCGGGCUGAAGAGCGGCUCACGCAAGAGCAGAAGCGCCACCGGGAACUGUUGGCCCGCGUCGAGCGGGAGGCCAAGCUGCAAAAUGAGAAUUGCCAGAUCCGGAUACGAACGAUGGAGAUGGAGGCGACCAGCCUGCGGGAAGAGAUCCAGCGGUUGCGUGCCCAAAAUGACAAACAGGCCGCCGAUCUGCACGCGGCAGAGGAAAAGUUAGAGAAAUCCAUGGACUCGCUGAUGACCGCCCAUCAGGAUCUGGCCGAGGCAAGAGCAGAAGAGAAGAAACAUCGAGCGGACAAGAUGGCAGCGGAGGAACUGAUGGUGGAGCUGGGUAAAGAGUGCGAACGUCUACGAUCGGAACGUGGCCCAGCACUGCCCACGACCUCACCCGAAUCGCUACGGCUCGAGGAACUGCAUCAGGAGAUGGAUGAACUGCGCCAGAAGAGCAAGGCCUUGGAGGAAGCGAAUGAGGAACUGCAAGCGAUGAUGUUAACCCGGAGCAUCGAGGAAGGGCGUAAUCUAUUGAACGGUCCGACGAACAGCCUUGCCCAGGAACUAGAGGCAAUGAGCCAGAAUCAGGAUACCGUUGAUUCGUCCACUUUAGCGUCAUUAACACAGCUGCAGGUAGCGUUCCAGGAGAAGGAAGAUGAAAACCGUCGAUUGAAGCACUACAUCGACACGAUGCUACUGAAUGUGGUCGAAAACUAUCCGCAGCUGCUGGAAGUGAAAGCGGUGUAAAUAAGGGCGCAAGACACGAUGCUGGCACGCCGCCGAAGGAUGUAAUAGUUUAGUACCCGAGAAUGACUUGUUACUCAAGACCAGCAGCAGGUCCACAUAAUGGAUAAUCGUUAGGUCCCUGCCUGGCCCUGCUCGGCUCAGGUUUAUACUAUAACUGAAACAAACUGAGAAGAGAAAAGGAAGUAGAAGAAGAAGCAUUAUGCUGCUGAAUCGUGCUGAGCGCCGCAGGCAUGUAAGCAAUAUUCGUAGUUUUAUAUUUUACAUAUUUAUAACCUAAGAACGUGGAGAACAUUGCAAGAUGAGUUUUUGCUAUUGAAGAGAUAAGUGAGACGAAAGGACGUUUCUUACUGAUACUGA